UUUUUUUUUUAAUGGAUUGUUAAAUUAAAAAAAAAAAAUUAAAAAAAUAAAUAAAAACCUAUCAAAUUGGAUUUAGCUUUAAUCUCAUUCUAAGAGGUGUUGUACCUCAUCCGCUCCCGCUAAUUGUUGAUUAACUACUCUCUCAUUCGCUCUGUUUUUGAAGCUAUCAUCUUCUUCAUUUUCUUCCUAAACCCUUAAACCACUAAACCCAUUUCUCUCUUUCUCUCUCCUCCAAACCCCAGAUAUGCUGACCGCCAUUUGAGCUCCUUUGGAGGUUGCUACUUCAGGCUUUGCUCUUAUGGCCUCUCUCUCUUUUACCCAAUUUCUUUCUUUGCCCAGGUGGAACUAUAAAGCACCAUUCUUAGCUACUGUAGAAUUCAUGCUAGUUACAGAACAUAGAUUACCGAAUAGAUGGGUUUUGUCAGCAACAUCUAAAAAAGCAAUUGCAGCAUCUUUAGCUCAAGACGAGGCAUCUAAGGAACCAGAGGGAACAAAAAAGACUAAGAGCACACGAGGUAGAAAAAAGAAAAAUAUUGAAUUGCAGGAUGAUGAUUCUAACCUGUCAGUCAGUGGUUCUAUUUCAGAACCUGAGGUCUCUGAUAAAGCAUCAGCUAGCAAUUCUGAGAAACCCAAGAGAAGAACUACAAAGAAAGCUGUGUCUGCAACUUCCAGUACGGAAAAAGUGAAGACAGAAAAGAAGACAAGGGGGAGGAAGAUCAAGGAAGAGAUCAGUAAGGUAGAUGACCAUGAAAGUGAGAUGGAAUUCACUGAUUCAGAGGGGGUCGUCUAUGUUGCAGAUCAAGAAAAGGAGAAUGAUGACAUAGAUUUGGAAUUCGAAAAGGGUGAUGGUGAGGAUAUAAGCUUCACUUAUGGUUGGCCCCCUCUUGUUUGUUGCUUUGGAGCAGCACAGCAUGCAUUUGUGCCAUCAGGAAGGCCUGCCAAUCGGCAUAUAGAUUAUGAAAUUCAUGAUGCACUUAAAGAUGCAUUGUGGGCGCCUGAAAAGUUUAUUAGGGCUCCUGGUAGCUCAGCAGGUGGUGUUGCAAUUGCUCUAGCAUCCUUGGGUGGUCGAGUUGCUUUCAUGGGUAAACUUGGGAAUGAUGAUUAUGGGCAGACCAUGCUGUAUUUCUUAAAUGUCAAAAAUGUUCAAACACGGUCAGUUUGUGUUGAUGAUAAAAGACCGACAGCUGUGUCACAAAUGAAGAUUGCUAAGAGGGGUGCUUUACGAACGACCACUGUCAAACCUUGUGCAGAGGAUUCUUUGGCAAUAUCAGAGAUCAAUAUUGAUGUGUUGAAGGAGGCGAAGAUGUUUUACUUCACUACAACUUCCUUGCUUGAUGCUAAUAUGAGGAAAGCGACUAUACGAGCACUUAAGCUAUCAAAGAAAUUAGGUGGUGUCAUCUUUUAUGAUCUUAACCUCCCUUUACCACUUUGGCACUCCAAUGAAGAAACCAAAUCUUUCAUUCAGCAAGUAUGGAGCCUUGCAGAUGUCAUUGAAGUCACAAAACAAGAACUUGAGUUUCUUUGUGGAAUUAAGCCUUCUGAAGAGUUUGACACCAAAAAUAAUAAGAAAUUAAAAUUUGAGCAUUAUGAACCUGAUGUUAUAGCCCCUCUAUGGCAUGAGAAUCUCAAAGUUCUGUUUGUGACUAAUGGGACUUCUAAGAUUCACUAUUACACCAAAGAACAUAAUGGUGCUGUUCUUGGAGUGGAAGAUGCUCCAAUGUCUCCUUUCACUCAGGAUAUGUCGGCAUCUGGAGAUGGCAUAGUGGCAGCUCUCUUGAGGAUAUUGACAGUGCAACCACAUCUUAUAACAGACAAAGAUUACUUGGAGCGUGCAGUCAAAUAUGCUGUUAAUUGUGGAGUAGUUGAACAGUGGAUUAUAACUCGGCAACAAGGCUUCCCUGCUAAGGAAGGCAUGGAAGAAGAUGAAGAAGAUUCCAUUCCCGACCUUAAUGGCAUUAGGUCUAUAACCGAGAGAGAAUUCCGAACAGUAAUGCCUACUCUCAGUUGAUCAAAUUCAGUCUCUACCAUAGGGAUCUAUUUUGUUAGCUUAGACAUGAUCGAAUCUACAUUCUUCACAUCCUCUUUAAGGUUUUUUUUUUUUUUUUACAGUGGUAGAACUUUUCGUCCCAAAACUCGGCCGUAACAAGGUUAAGCACCAUGCAUAGCUGGGAUGAACAGAGAUGCUUCUCAGGAAUCAUCAUGCCCUUGCAUUUCUAUACUAGGAUAGGUAGAUGGAUAAUAUAUUUGAGUCACCUUAUCUUGUAUUGGGAUUUUCUGAAUAUUAAUUUUCCCAUAAAAAAGGAGUAACAAAGCAAAGAAAUGGUCCCCCAACAAAUUGUCCAAUCAUCAUUCUUAUCCUAUGUCACCUGAAUUAUCGGAUCAUCAAAUCAUACAUAGUAUAACCCUAAAUAUUCACAGUUUUCUUGUCCUAACAACUUACUUUUGAGUCAGAUAAUUUUAAUCUUAUGUUAAAAUUUAUAAUGUCAAUU
Messenger RNA from Chenopodium quinoa (quinoa), 2489 nucleotides. Its product is annotated as fructokinase-like 2, chloroplastic. Gene Ontology annotation, cellular component: chloroplast nucleoid. Gene Ontology annotation, biological process: etioplast organization; plastid transcription; chloroplast organization. The coding region runs from base 299 to 2008 and encodes 569 amino acids. Lineage: Eukaryota; Viridiplantae; Streptophyta; Magnoliopsida; Caryophyllales; Amaranthaceae. The transcript has 6 exons. The record is from RefSeq and is a predicted model, not a curated record.